AUGGGUUUCAGUGUCACUGCUCCCGAAUUCGUACCUGGCAGUCAGGAGUACGUCAUGGAACAGUCCGAGCUUCCGCAUUUUCAAGUCCAGGAGCCCGUCGUCGCCUCGUUUGUGUACUAUGAUCCACAGUUCAUGGCCUCUCUCGCCGAUGAACCUCGACUAUCAGUGCUAAACCCUCUGACUGGCGACUUCAUCAAUGUAUCACCGCUCCCGUGCCCCUUCGACUUCGAGGCCAACGAAGAUUUCGACGCCGAGUACGCCUUCGAUAUCUCCAGAGGAGCCUUUUUCAGCCAAGAACAGCACGAAGCCGGCCUGUACCCACAUGGGUUUCACUUUCGCACCAUUGACAAUCGCGAUGAUACAGUGCCGGAGCCCUUCUGUGCUAUCCGUUGCCCUGAAAGAUACCCCCUGUCAACGCCGCGUCGUCCAGAAACUUCGGCACUGUGGACUCAGAACAACAGACAGAGUCAUUUGAUCGAGUGGUAUGAACGAUGGACUCAGUACGAGGAGUACACCAUUGAAGAAAUGGAGGGCUCAUGUAUCCACCAUUUCAGCUUCUUCAACCAUCGCGUCUACAGCAAGUCGGCAACGAAGCCAGCGACGACGAUCGCCGUGCUCAAGUCGUCGUCGAAACACCUUGCGAUGACAGAUGCGAGAGACCUCCGCAUCCCAAUCACAGUCUCGUGGGCCUCUCGUUUCCUGGAUCCAGUGAGGUACACUGGCGACCCAGAGAUCCUUGACGCGAUGCGCGGGACAGAACUGGAAAACGCAGUGAUGGGGCAUUGCGACAAGCUGUACACUGGCAAUGGCUGGUGGUUAUACGACCAGUGGUCUCAGGAAGACGACCUGCCACUGCUCGAUCCUCUCGCAACGGACAAAUACCAGAGGGGUCACACCAUCAUCAACGGUUGCGCCGAAGGCUUCCCAACCAGCAGGGCGAUACUCAGCGCUGGUACCGAAGAAAAGCUCGCCAUUGACAAGGCCCGCAAAGCUGCGUUGCAGUCCCGAAUCGCAAGAGGGCCAGUGAAGUCAAGACUUGAGUUGUCCUGUGUAUCGUCCAGUGACCUCGAGGAGGUCAUCGUGUUCCCCUCUGUGAAUGCGCAACACUCCCAACACGAAAAGCAGCCGGCCUGCGAUGCGGGCCAGGACAUUGAGACUCCUACUGCUGCCGCCAUUGUCGCACCAGUCCCUCUGUCUCGCGAGGAAUUUCACCGUCGCCUGGCAGCAUUCCCUCUGGGAAGCGGGGACUGGGACGAAGAGGAGGACGAGCCAGCACCGAUGGUGGAGGCUGCAAGUUCCGAACGUGAGGCAUGGCUCCGGCGACUGGAGGAGCUCGGCCCACUGGGAAGCUCAAACUGGGCGGAUGACAUCGAAGACGAGGAGGCAGAGUUGGCGAGCUCAACAGAGACCGCCGAAACAAAGGCACCCAGCUUGCCAGAGCCAAGUACUACCGCCCAAGACGAACCGUCAUGCCCAUCAGAAGCUUCCCGUCCCGACCGCGAGGCAUGGAUCCGGCGAUUGGAAGCACUCGGCCCACUGGGAAGCGCGAAUUGGGCCGACGACAUCGAUGAUGUGGAAGAGGGAGAAGAAGACGAGCCGUUGUCGCCUGCGUCGUCCGUGGCUCUGGAAAGUGUAUCGUCAGAAACAAGAUCGCCAUCUACAUCUUUCUCCGCCUUUGACACAAGCUCUUCGGCCACCUCGGUAGCCUCGCUGGAGUCUGCCGAAACGAAGUCUCAAGACUCGCACGAGGCAGAUCCUGCCAGUAACGAGGAGGAUGAGGUGGAGAUAGUCGGCACCAUCGUCGAUCUCGACAGCGACAAUACCUUCAUUCGACCCUCAAUCAACGAGGAAACCGUACCGGCGCCUGCGGCAGGUCCAGAAGCGAUCUCCGAGGCCAUGCCACUGUCCCCCGCCCAGCCAGAGAUCCUAUAUCAAGCCCCACCCGUGUCCGCGCUGGCCAGCCUCCGCCGGCACAUGGCAGAGGCCGCAACAUACUCGGCUGGCUGGGGAAGCGGAUACGACCAGUGGCCCGACUUCUCUGGUGCCGCCGGGUUCGAAGCACUCGCACCCACGUCGGCGCACUCAGUGCCCGCGUCUUUCCCAAUACAAAGCGGCAACAACACAGCCACGCCAAAGGGGAAGUCGAGACAGUGGCUGAAGAGAGGACUCGUCAAAGUCAUGGGCCUGUUGACUGGAAAGGCCUCGCCGUUGCGAUGCCGGACGGCCAUCGCACCCUAG
Molecule: messenger RNA, 2238 nt
Organism: Capronia epimyces CBS 606.96
Lineage: Eukaryota; Fungi; Ascomycota; Eurotiomycetes; Chaetothyriales; Herpotrichiellaceae
Exons: 1
Coding region: 1-2238 (745 amino acids)
Source: RefSeq, a predicted model, not a curated record